GGAGGCGGAGAGAGCCGCGGGGGCUCGAUGAAGGGCUGGGGCAGCCCCAGCCCGGACCUGCCCAGGCGGUUGACUCCUCCCUUGGGGAAGGAGGGUGCACUGGGGCCGCCCCCGCCCGCCGCCGUGUGACUGGGAGCGUGCAGCCCCGAGUGGCUGUGGGGCGCCGGGCCUGAGCCGGCGACCGUGGACACCCUGCCCCCGUGGGACCGGGCCUCCUGGGCCCGGCUCGGCCCCUCGCGCCCUCCCCGCCCGCCGGGGCUCCCGCCGGCAGCGACCAUGUUUUCGCUGAAGCAGCCCAAGCCCACCUUCAAGUCUUACCUUCUGCCGCUCCCUCAGGCUGAAGACCAUAUGUCAUCAGAACCAAGAAUUAAAAAACUGGAACCAGUACUUUUGCCAGGUGAAAUUGUGGUAAACGAAGUAAAUUUUGUAAGAAAAUGCAUGGCAACAGAUACAAGUCAAUAUGACCUGUGGGGCAAAUUGGUUUGCACUAACUUCAAGAUUUCUUUCAUUACGGAUGACCCAAUGCCACUACAGAAAUUCCAUUAUAAAAACCUCCUCCUUGGUGAACAUGAUGUCCCGUUAACAUGCAUCGAGCAGAUUGUCACAGUGAAUGACACCAAGAGGAAACAGAAAGUCCUUGGUCCCAACCAAAAACUGAAAUUUAAUCCAACUGAAUUAAUAAUUUAUUGCAAAGACUUCCGUAUUGUCCGAUUUCGUUUUGAUGAAGCAGGUCCUGAAAGUGCAAAAAAGGUGUGCCUUGCAAUAGCUCAUUAUUCUCAGCCAACAGAUCUGCAGCUUCUCUUUGCAUUUGAAUAUGUUGGGGAAAUGUAUCAUAAUCCAGCAAAGAAGGUGAAUGGAAUAGACCCAGGAGGUGGUGGCAGCAGCAGCGGCAUCGGCAGUGCCAGUGGUCAGCAGACACCUUUGUUUGAAACUUACUCGGAUUGGGAUAGAGAAAUCAAAAGGACAGGUGCAUCUGAGUGGAGAGUUUGUUCAGUCAAUGAAGGUUACAUGAUAUCCACUUGCCUUCCGGAAUAUUUUGUGGUUCCAUCUUCCUUAGCAGAUCAAGACCUCAAGCUAUACUCCUACUCCUUUAUUGGGAGACGAAUGCCAUUAUGGUCCUGGAAUCACCCCAACGGCAGUGCCCUAGUAAGAAUGGCCAACAUUAAAGAUGUAUUGCAACAAAGAAGGAUUGACCAAAGGAUUUGUAAUGCAAUAACUCGAAGCCAUCCCCUGAGAAGUGACGUUUACAAAUCUGAUCUGGACAAGAGUCUCCCCAACAUCCAGGAGGUUCAGGCUGCACAUAUCAAACUCAAGCAGCUGUGUGUUAAUGAGCCUUUUGAAGAAACAGAAGAGAAGUGGCUGUCUUCUCUAGAAAAUACUCGCUGGUUAGAGUAUAUUAGAUUAUUUUUGAAGCAUUCUGCAGAACUUGUCUAUAUGAUGGAGUGUAAGCAUGUUUCAGUAGUUCUACAAGAGGAAGAGGGACGGGACCUGAGCUGUCUUGCUGCUUCUCUCAUUCAAGUUAUGCUGGAUCCCUAUUUUCGAACAAUUGUUGGAUUUCAAAGCUUAAUACAGAAGGAAUGGGUCAUGGCAGGAUAUCAGUUUCUAGAUAGGUGUAACCACUUGAAGAGAUCAGACAAAGAGUCUCCUUUGUUCUUGAUGUUUCUUGACUGUGUUUGGCAGCUGCUGGAGCAAUACCCAGCGGCCUUUGAAUUUUCUGAGAUGUACUUGACCAUACUGUAUGACAGUGCACGCAUCUCAUUGUUUGGCACUUUCCUUUUCAAUUGUCCUCAUCAGCGAGUCAAGGAGAGCACUGAAUUUGCCAUAAGCAAAAAUAUUCAGCUGGGUGAUGAGAAGGGCCUCAGAUUUCCUUGUGUUUGGGACUGGUCUCUUCAGUUUACAAGCAGGGACCGCCUGCUCUUCCACAACCCUUUGUACAUUGGCAAGAGUGCACCGUGUGUCCAGAAUGGAGCAGUGAAAACUUUUAAACGCUCAAAGAAAAACUACAGCUCCACAUUGCGAGGUGCCCCCCCAGCAUUAAAAAAUGGAAUCCUCAGUGAGCCAGAUUUCCUUCCAAGAAGAAACUCGCUGAUACUAAAACUGAAACCGGACUUCUUGCAGCAAACGGAGGGCCGGAGCAGUGGUAUGGAGCAAUACUUCAGAGACUGGUUUGCAAAGCCCGUUGACUUGCACGGCGUGAUUCUACCCCACACCUCUGGAACACAAAUAAAACUGUGGAAACUGUGCUACUUCCGCUGGGUUCCUGAGGCCCAGAUUAAUCAUGGUGGCUUCAUCACUGCUUUCCAUAGAGUUUCUUUGCUGGCAGAUGAAGUAGACAUGUUAAACCGGAAUCUUAGGCAGUACAAAAGCAACUCUUCUUUGCAAGGCAACUGCUCGGAACUGGAUCAAAGCAGGUUGUACUUCAGAGCAAAUGGUUUCAAUGACACCUCUGCAGCCCCAGACUUUCUCUCCUCUUCCUUCCCGUUUUCUCCUGUAGGGAACCUGUGCAGACGGAGCAUUCUGGGAACGCCUUUAAGCAAAUUUUUAAGCGGUGCCAAAAUCUGGCUAUCCACUGAGACACUUGCAAAUGAAGACUAAGAUAACGUGAUGGUUUAAAGGUUUGAGGAGAAAACAGCAUAUCACUUUGUCUUUUUAAUACUGCUAUGCGUGGCAUUGAAAGCUGUAAUAAUUUUUAUAUUCAAACAUUACGUAAGUUUGCACAAAUACUUCAAAGCAAAGCGAGUCAUGCUUCAAAUCGCACAAUUUUGUCUUCACUAGUUCUCAUCUGCUAGGGCUUGGGGUCCCUAAUUCCUUCUCUGUUUUUCUGAUUUGACUCAUUAUUUGAUGAAGCAUUUCCUUAGCUAAUUGAAAGGCCUGGUGUGGCCAUUCACGAGGGUUCUGCUUGAAGUAUCUUUUUUCCCAGAUAGUGAUUGAAGUCACUCUUGUGUCAAAACAGGUUGGCAAAUCAAAGUAGCGAGGACAAGGGGACACAGACCGACAGCUGAAAUCUGGGAACAAACUAUUUUAUCAGACUGCCUCUUAAGAAAGAAUACUUACCUGCAUACAUCCAUACUAAUGUUCCAUGACUUGGCCAUCCUACGUGUGUGUUAAUGCUGCGUGUGUCAGUGGGGGGAGCUGUUCUCCUUUCUUUGUCUCCCCAAGAUGUAUUCAGUAACAGAUUUGUGCUCUUUGCCAUGAGCUUGACUUGAGACUGUAGGAACCAACUUCAGGACAAUGCACUGUUAACCUUAAAAUAUUUACUGUAGAUAUGGCAUUACGGUAGCUUUAGAAGUGCCUUUAAGUGGGAGGAAACAGCAGCGAGAUUACUGUAAGGCAGGUGACCCCCUAGCCUUUUACAGUACUUUUGCAGUAAGGUCUUGUUCAAUCCCCCAUCUCCCUCUCUCCAUUUUUGGAAGUAACAAGACCAGUGCAAGAGACAGCUGCUUCUUGCCUCUGAGUUAUCCUCUAAGCUUGUUUCUGAGUCUCACGGAAUCUUCCCUUUUUUUAAUAUGAGCACCACCAAUACUCAGCAUUGUAUCUUUGCACAGAUCCUGAUCCCUGCCACCCGGAUGAAGCAGUUUGUAGUAGAAUUCACUCACGUGAGCCCUGCACGGUUCUGGAAAGGAACACAUGUUCCAAGUGGCUAAAUCCAGAGGGGUGCUGGUGUCACUUGUGAACAGGUGCUGGAAGAAGAGUGGUUAGUGGUGCCUUCUUUUUACCUAUGUGCAUGUCCUACUGACAACCUGGUGGACAGUGAUUGAGGGAAUGAAAUCCAACAGCUUCCCUCUGCUUAAUGCAGCAGCCUUCUCUUUGCUCUAAAACCUUUUAAACGAUACCUCUCCCUUGUCUUCUGUGCCACGGUUUCAUGAAAGAAAAGCAGGAGAGUAAAGUAUUCUGGGAGGGUGGAGGAGUGAUAAUGCAUCAUACUCAUAGGUUGACUUCUGUCUACCUUCUCAACUGUGAGGCUGCAUUUUAUAUUAACUAAUUUCUGUGUAAAACACACAGUUUGCACCAAAACAGAGCCUUUAUGCAGGUGCUGACCCACAAGUGUAGGUGCCAAUUGCCUUAUAUGAUAGAUGAAGUUACCAGGGGGGCAAAACCCAUAAAAGGUGCCCUGGUAACAAUGCACAGUAUAGCAGAGUUGAAACAACUGUGGGGAUGAACAGGAUCUGGAGCUCUUCACUUGUUUGUGAAACCAAACUGGUCUUCAGCACAUCUCCAAUCACAGAGUGGGUUUUGGACAUCUUAAGAUUGCCCAAGUUUUGGUUUGUUUUUUUUUAAUACAAUAUGUAUCUGGAGUGGCCUUAUAGGUGCAGGUCCAUACAGGACCCUGUUUUCCCCACAAUAAAAAUCACAAAGCUCACUGAACUGUGGGAGACCUGGGGUGUGCUGUGCUUGGCACCACAUUGCAUUUGGUGGGGACGAGUGUGUGGUUUGUGAAGGUGAGCUGAGAUGGGGGAAGGGGGGCUUCCUUUUCUAACUAACCAUACUCCCCAAAAACCUGCUUUUAUGCAGAGAAGAUGAGUGUGUGUGCAGGUCCAUCUGCAGCUGCAUGUGGACACACACGCAUGUCACAGUGUAAUGCCGGAUGGGUUCUGGGCAACUCUUUGUGUGGAAAAUGUGUUUGCCUCAAUUGCCUAAUGAUGCUGCAAGAUGGUCUGAACAUGUCAAAUGGUCCACAAACUAGCUGUGUUUAUCUACAAGCUUGCUGGAGCAGUCAGGUAUUUAAGCUGUUCAUUAUUCAAAUGUUUGUAUUAGUGUGCUUUUGGUUUUUUUUUCCUUCACUAACUUACUGCUCUCCCUGGCCUGAUACUUGACAUAAAAGACCUCAACCUGUGUGCUUAGUGUCUUUUGGUACCAAUUUUUUUUUUAAUUACAGUUUAAACCAUGGUGAUUUUUUUCUUUUCCUUAAAAGCAUAACUCUUUUUGUUUAAAGGUACCAAAAAUUUGUAAAUAACUUACUCCACACAGGCAGCUGGUGGAGUUUAAAUAGAAUAAAAAAAUAUUGUUUAGGCUAGUACCCUUUGGGGCUAAACAAAUGGGUACUAUAUUUAAAAGGAUUGUCUUUUAUAAGGAGAUUUCAGACAUUUUUACAUUUCAGUUCUAAGAUGUGUACAGAUGCUGCAGAUGGUCUUUUUGUUUUAUAUAUAUAGCAGAGGAGGGGGUUAUAAAUAACAUGCCUUUACAAUAAACAAAAACCUGUCUAAGUAUCUAUUUGCCAAACAGACUUAAAAAAUUUUACACAGUUAAAAGAGAGGAGUUAGGCAAGCAGAGGCUGAGACAGUGAUAAGUGCAGGGGGAGGGAAAUGGGGACACCUCCUGCAGUGCUGAAGGGGAGCAGAGAAGGUUCAGCUUCCUUGUGUUUGUAGGAACCUUCCUUUGGAGGCACCUGAACAACUGGCCGUGUGCCUGUGCCUGUGUGCAUGCCUGUGUCUGAUGCUUCUUCCUCUUAGUUUAAACAUAUUAAUUGUUGUAAUUUACUUCUGUAAGACAGGUACUAAAUACUAAUUUUAAAAUACUCCCUACUCUGCACAGUUGCCUUAGCAGUAGUCAAUAGGGACUGCUCUGAACAUCUUUCAUAACUUUCAAAAGCUACUUUGGGGUGUGAGUAUGUAUCUUUAACUUUUGUGUACAGAAUACUGACAUACAAGUGUAUAUAUAUAUAUAUGCGUGUAUGUGUGUAUGUAUAUAUAUAUAUAUGUACACAUUUUCAAAUUUUAAUUUCAGUUCACCAUUUGAAAAGAGAUACUGUUAAUGCCAAUUUGUUGCUGCAGGAGUAGAACAGCUACCAGGAAGCUUACCUUUUUUGUCUCUUUCUAGAAACGUGCACUAUUUUGGCUGUUACUGGCUGUUACCCGAUGACUUUUGUACUACACUGUAAACCACAUGGGCGGGAGGAAAUGCUGGGUGAUGUGGUUAAUGCAUAACCUUGAGUGUCACUUGUUACUCGAGGCAGAGCGUAAACUUAGGAGAUCAUGGGAGUGCAACUUAAUUCACCAUUUACUGCCAUGUAUCAAAGAAAAUCCUUUCAUUCCAGAACUGCAUUGAAAAGCGUGCGAGUGUGCGUGUGUGUGUGUAGGUGUAGAUGCAGGCUGAUGUGUUUUCACACACACCAGCCUGCAGUACCACUUUGCUAUUAACUGCCUUGUAUUUUUAAUGAAAAUGUAGCAAGUGGGGCAAAGGUUUUGGCUUACUCUCAGAUGGACAGACAUAAAAACCAAAAAAUUUUCUAUCCUGUAUUUAAGCAAAGGACAAAAUCUUAAAUUUGCCUCAAAAGUAAGAGACAGAAAUAUGUACCUCAGUUGCUCUAGGCAGUAGAUUUCUAAUGCUGUUGCUGUGAUGGUUUAGAGUUCAUUUCAACUGAAAGUAAAACCUUUGUGCCUGCUAAUGAUUUACUGAAUAAAGUAGAAGUGUCAGGAAGAUUGCAAACACCUGAUGCUGAGUUGUGAAUGUGAAGUAAAGUCAACUAAAUAAAAGUUUGUACCUUUUCGCAGUGAA
This is a messenger RNA of Calypte anna (Anna's hummingbird), 6495 nucleotides long. It is a transcript of the gene MTMR10, whose product is annotated as myotubularin related protein 10. The transcript has 16 exons. Lineage: Eukaryota; Metazoa; Chordata; Aves; Apodiformes; Trochilidae. The record is from RefSeq and is a predicted model, not a curated record. Bases 277 to 2595 code for a protein of 772 amino acids.